This is a messenger RNA of Hibiscus syriacus, 675 nucleotides long. RefSeq lists its product as uncharacterized. Lineage: Eukaryota; Viridiplantae; Streptophyta; Magnoliopsida; Malvales; Malvaceae. Bases 319 to 654 code for a protein of 111 amino acids. The transcript has a single exon. The record is from RefSeq and is a predicted model, not a curated record.
GACACCACAAUAAAUUCAUCAAAACCCUCGAAGGUUUCCUCAGGUCUCGAGAAAGAACAGGAUUGGAUUUUCUCUGUCCAAUCACUGUUAUCAGCUGCUGGCCUCAAUGGCAAAGUGUGCUUUGAGUCAUGUAUUGUCAGAUUGCAUUCACCCGAAAGUCCAUUGGACCCGUCCUCGAGAGAAAAAUAUGCCAACUCGAAUGACAAGGAGCAUCUGCAUGAGGCUAAGCUACGACAAUGGAGAUCAAACAGGAAGCUCGUAGUCGACUGCGUCAAUGCAGCAGUACUGGAAAUCACAGGUUAUGGAUCGAGCAGUUGCAUGAGAAACAUGUCAUCGGGCUGGUCCAUGCAUGUAAGGGACAUGGAGAGUUUAUCAUCAUCACUGGAGAACCAUGUAUGUUCCCAAAUUAAGGAAUGGAUUUCCGGCGACAGUAAUCGUUUGGUGGAUGACGAUGAUGGUGAUGAGGACAGCAACAGCCUGGUGGUCGAAAGGGUGGUGCAGAAGGAAGUGGUGGGUAAAGGGUGGGUCGACCAAAUGAAAUCGGAAACAGAUAACUUAGGAAGUGAGAUAGGAGGGAAGUUGCUACAAGAGCUUGUGGAAGAGGCCGUGGUCGAUUUGACCGGUACGGUGUUCUGUCUAAGCUCUUAUUUUUAAGUUCUCCCCUCCCUGUAUUUA